This is a messenger RNA of Pyrus x bretschneideri (Chinese white pear), 903 nucleotides long. RefSeq lists its product as uncharacterized. The record is from RefSeq and is a predicted model, not a curated record. Lineage: Eukaryota; Viridiplantae; Streptophyta; Magnoliopsida; Rosales; Rosaceae. Bases 23 to 655 code for a protein of 210 amino acids. The transcript is spliced from 4 exons.
CAGUGCAGUUAACAACUUACCUAUGGGAUACCCCGUCCUUCAGCAACCUCCAAUGCCAGCAGCGGGUCAGCCCCAUGUCGAUUCCAUGGGAUGUGCAAUGUCUAACUGUCAUGUAGUUAAUGGAGUACCUGCACCAAGCAACUUUCAUCCCAUGCGGAUGAAUUCUGGGAAUGAUAUUAUGAUGGACUGCAGUGGUGCUGAUGUGGUUCCUGUCAUUCCACCAAACAGCGCCAUGUCACCCAUAUCGGAGAUGCCUGUAAGUCCUACAUCAGUUGCAUCGAGUGGCCACUUCCCGUUCUCUGCUUCAGAAAUAUCUGGAAUGGGAGUAGACACAGCACUUGAUACACCAUUUACAUCCGAUGUGGCAAGUUCUGUUGGAUUGCAACUUGCACCUGAUGGUGGAGCUGGAAAUUCUCGGGAUUCUUUGAGAUCGCUGGACCAAAUUCAGUGGAAUUUCAGCUUAUCAGAUCUUACAGCAGAUUUGUCAAACUUGGGAGAAUUAGGAGCCUUAGGAAACUAUCCCGGUUCCCCAUUUCUACCGUCUGAUUCUGAAAUUUUACUCGACUCCCCAGAGCCAGAGGAUAUAGUGGAGGAGUUCUUUGUUGAUUCUGUACCCGGACCGCCAUGCUCUCAGUCAGAUGAGGAUAAACCCUAGAGAACGUUGAGGAAAGUCGCCUUUUUCACUUUAAAUUGUUAAGGAAGGACUGAACAGAAUAUUUCUGGUUAGCUAGUUUGAUUUGUAUUAGCAUACAGAUAGGAAACUUGUUGUAUCACUAGCUAAUCUAGCAUUGUAAUUUUCUUUUCCCCGAAAAACUUAAUUAUCUGAGAACGUUCAGUACUGUAAUUUGGAUAAACCGGCAUGAUUAUCGCUAUUUUUAGUCGUAAUCAUCUGCCUUUUCCCUA